AUGGCCUCCACGACUCCUACCCCUGCCCACCAGCACGAGCUCAAGCCCUCAGUCUCAGUCGAGCACAUCGACGAGCUGCACAAACCCAAACCCCACGAUGUCGCUGAGAUCGACAAGUUCGGCGCGGCCGCGAAGACGGAUCCCGAGGAAAUCGCUCUUGUCAAGAAGCUGGAUUUGUACAUGAUGCCGAUACUCUGGCUGAUGUACUUUAUGAACUUCCUCGACCGCAACGCUAUCGUCAACGGCAAGAUAAACGGCAUGCACAAAGAUUUGCACUUGGUCGGCACGCAAUACAACACCUGCGUGUCCAUCUUCUUCGUUGGCUACCUCGUCGGCCAAGUACCCUCCAACAUGCUACUCACGAGGGUCAAGCCGAGCCACUACAUGGCGGGCUGGACGAUGGCGUGGGCGAUAGUGAGCACGCUUAUGGUGCUGGUGAAGAAUUACCAUGGGAUGUUGGCAUGCAGACUCGUACUGGGUAUGACAGAAGCGCCCUUCUACCCCGGCGCCCUGUUCAUGAUUUCGUCAUUCUACACGCGCAAAGAGACCGCUACCCGCCUCUCCGUCUUCUACACCGGCAACCUCCUCGCGAGUUCCUUCUCCGGGCUCAUCGCAGCUGGCAUCUUCGCUAGACUGGAUGGUGCACACGGGCUUGAGGGGUGGAGAUGGUUGUUCCUCAUUCAAGGCGUUGUCACAGUCUUCGUCGCCGCAGCCGCCUUCUUUCUGCUCCCCAACGCGCCCCUGCAAACCCGUUGGCUCACCCAGCCCGAGCGGGAACUCGCACACGCCCGCAUCGCUCUGGAUACCACCGAGCUCAAGGGCAAAGUCGACGUGUGGAAGGGCCUACGCGAAGCGUGCUCCGACUACCGCACAUGGAUCUUUGCACUGAUGCAAAAUCUCCACCUAUCCGCCAAUGGGUUCAAAAAUUUCCUGCCGACGGUGGUGCAAACGUUAGGAUUUAACACGACAAUUACACUGGUGCUGACGUGUCCGCCGUACUUGAUCUCAGCGUUCGUAAGUGUGGCCGUGUCCUGGUCGUCUGGAAGAUUCAACGAACGCACGUGGCAUAUCACGCUAUCCAAGACUGUUGCGAUUGUGGGCUUUAUAGUCGGGACUGCAACGCUGAACAUUGGUGCGAGAUACUUCGCCAUGGUUUUGUUUGUUGGCGCGACUUACGGUGUGAAUAACAUCGUGUUGGCCUGGACUGCAGGUGUGCUGGGCCAGACCCCAGAGAAGAAAGCUGUUUCGCUGGCCAUUGUCAACACGCUAGGCAAUCUAUCGUUCGUGUACACGCCAUAUCUAUGGCCGGAUACCGAUGCGCCGCGAUUUGGCAAGGCAAUGUAUGCGAGUGUUGGGUUUUCGGCAGGCGUAGUCUUGUGUGCUUGGGUUAUGAGACUGGUUCUGCAGAGGAACAACAGGAAGAUCCGCGCGUCGAACGAUGAGGCGAUCAACUUCUAUGUGUACUGA
This is a messenger RNA of Didymosphaeria variabile, 1467 nucleotides long. RefSeq lists its product as uncharacterized. Gene Ontology annotation, biological process: transmembrane transport. Bases 1 to 1467 code for a protein of 488 amino acids. Gene Ontology annotation, molecular function: transmembrane transporter activity. The record is from RefSeq and is a predicted model, not a curated record. The transcript is spliced from 3 exons. Lineage: Eukaryota; Fungi; Ascomycota; Dothideomycetes; Pleosporales; Didymosphaeriaceae. Gene Ontology annotation, cellular component: membrane.